AUGUCCUUUCUCUUUCUGUCCACCCUGAAGGCCAUGCUUCUUCUCCUCUCUGUGCUGGUCCUGCUCACACAGCCUCCAUUGUCAGGGGAAGCAGAAGUGACGAUCCUUCCCCAGAAACCUUUGAUUGAUGACUGCACCCUGGUCACGUGUAGCCCUGUGGAGAAUGGCCUGCCUGGUCGUGAUGGACGAGAUGAGAAAGACAGCCCCUGGGGCGAGAAGGGGGAUCCAGGUGGAGCUGAGGAAAUCAUCCAGAGUGCAGACACUCUCAACAGCCUUUGUCUCAAUCUGUUCCUUCCUCAGGAGAAGUGGGUGCCCCAGACGUGCAGGGUUCUGCAGGAACAAGAGGCCCCCCAGGUCCCAAAGGAGAGAAAGGUGCCCCUGGUGAGUGUGGAGACCCUGGGAGUGCAGGGGAAGCAGCCCCUGCAGGACCCAUGGGUAUACCGGGAAUUUCUAGGUGCCAGGGGGCUUCUCAGGACCGAAUGUGGGACAGAGGUGAUCCUGGUGGAGCUCUUCCUCCAUGGCCAAAGUGUUGGCCAGAAGGUCUUCAAGACAGCAAGGUUUGUAAAGCCUUUCCAGGAGGCACAGCAAGUGUGUGCACAGGCCGGGGGGCAGCUGCCCUCCCCACGAAAUGCAGCUGAGAACGAGGCCUUGAAACAGCUGGUUGAGAUUGAGAACAAGGGUGCUGCAUUCCUGAGCAUGACUGACUCCCAGACGGAGGGCAAGUUCAUCUAUCCAGGAGGGGAGUCCCUGGUCUAUUCAAACUGGGCCUCUGGUGAGCCCAACAACUAUCGCGACAUGGAGGACUGUGCGGAGAUGUACACCAAUGGCCAGUGGAACGACGGGCCCUGUGGGGAGAAGCGCCUUGUGGUCUGCGAGUUCUGUGCCCUUGGGGUGGGUGAGGCAGCCUUGGUCCAGGAGCCUGGCCCAGACCUGUGUGCUGCCAACAUGACAACGAAGAGCUGACAUCACUGUGGCUGGGCUUCUGCACAGAGCUGUGGGAUGAGGCCAGCCAAGGGCUCCCAUGGAACUCCUCUCUCAGAAUAAAAUACGAA
Molecule: messenger RNA, 1052 nt
Organism: Myotis lucifugus (little brown bat)
Lineage: Eukaryota; Metazoa; Chordata; Mammalia; Chiroptera; Vespertilionidae
Product: pulmonary surfactant-associated protein D-like
Exons: 4
Coding region: 1-963 (320 amino acids)
Source: RefSeq, a predicted model, not a curated record